UCCGUCCACGAUUGAUAAAUCCUCAUUAAUAAAUAUUUUGCUAAUUUGCCGUUUCCGACACAAUUUUUGUAUGGAUUCUCCACCCCAGUUUUUUUAACUGUGUGAAAAUUAUAGUUAAUUAAGUAGGUAGUUAAAUUUAACGGGAAGGCGAAGGUGAAGAUUUUUACCCUCGUCCAAACUAUGGCGUACAGACGCCUCGCAAUUUUCCUCUUAAUCGGAUUCCUCUUUGCCCUCGUGGAAUCCAGUUCGCUCGAAGUGUCCGCCGAGGAUGAUGACGAUAUUAUCGAGACGGGCGACCCCGUCGUGGUCAGUCGGGCUAAGAAAUCAGCCGAUUAUUAUGACGAUGAUUAUUAUGAGGAUGACGAUUACUCGAGUGAGGAGGAGGACUAUUCAUCCUCUGAAGAAGACAGCUAUGAAGACGACUAUUACGGAGGGUCAGAUUCUUACGAAGAUUACGGUGACGAUUACGGUGAAGAUUACGGUGACGACUAUGGUGGUGGUGGUGGUCGUAGUUUUAGCGGUGGCGGCGGCGGCGGCGGUGAUGAUGCCGUCCCACUUUCCGAAUUAAUAGGACAAGCUGGUGGUGGUGGUGGGGGUGGCGGUGGCGGUGGACACCAUCACGGCGGCGGACACCAAGGUGGUCGAUCUCUACUCGGUGGCGUGGGUGGAUUACUGGGGGGAAUCUUGGGCGGAGGUAAGCGCCCUGCUACGACGACGGUGACGUAUAAAUUGGAACAAGCCAAGCAGCCGAUGCCCGUCCUCCAAAAUGCGGACAUCAGCCAAAAAGCGUUGGCAACCUCGUUCAUGGACGCUGCGUUAAAGGCGAAAGAAAAAAUGUUGAAGAAUUUACCACCCGGGACACAGUUGGAAGAACCACCACCUCCGGGAGGACUGUCUCUCAAGGACUUGGAAAUGGGGACAUUGGCCAUGUUGGACGAUGGAGAUAUGGUUCACCGCUUCCCGGCAGAUCACCAAGGUCCGGAAUACGUCUACCUCCCCCGCACAGGAGGCAUCUACCUCUUGACCCUCAAACAGAUCGAAGCCAUGUUCGAAGAGCCCGUGCAAGUUAAGGUCGAAACCGUCACCACCUACAAAAACCAAGGCCUCCUCCCCGAAGUGGGCAACCUCGUGGGAAACCUCCUCUUCGGGGGAGGGGGACGUAGUAUGGGGCAUUCUAAGAAGAAAAAAUCCCGCCAUGGCAAACACCGCCACCACAAAAAGCACCACAGAAAACAUGGCCAUCGUUACAAACGGUCCACCUUCCAAGCGCCAUCUCCCGCCACGGGGAGUAAUGAGAUUGAAGCCUCGGCAGAGCGGGAACAGAGGGAAAAGCGCGGGUGGCUAUUGGGCAACGGGGGGCAAGGCGGGAACGGGUGUCACGGCGUGUUUGGCAUUGUCGGCUGGAUUUUGGGGAACAAAAAAGGUUGCGGUGAAGCCGAAGAUACCGUCACAAUUAUUGGCGCGAACGGAGGUACCAUUAUGCCCCCUGGUGUGCAAGUUGAUAAUCCGGGUGGUUAUCCGCCACCAGGUUAUCCACCACAAGGAGGUUAUCCGCCGCAAGGAUAUCCACCACAAGGAGGUUAUCCACCACAGGGUUAUCCACCACAAGGUUAUCCACCACCCGGUUACCCACCUCAAGGUUACCAAGGAGAAGAACAGAGAUAAAGCUUCAAAAAAAUUAUUCAGGAGUUAAAUUAUUUAUUUAUUUAUCUAUCGGCUAUUACAUAAUUUAUGUUGUGAAGAUUUAAAAAAA
This is a messenger RNA of Folsomia candida, 1753 nucleotides long. Its product is annotated as heavy metal-associated isoprenylated plant protein 33-like. Bases 181 to 1665 code for a protein of 494 amino acids. The transcript is spliced from 7 exons. NCBI's taxonomy places the organism in Eukaryota, Metazoa, Arthropoda, Collembola, Entomobryomorpha, Isotomidae. The record is from RefSeq and is a predicted model, not a curated record.